CAGGUUUCUAACCAACGGCGCUCUUUUUCCUUGCUUCCUUUCUUUCAUCGGCCCUCCAUUCUCUCUAUCAGCUCGCUGCCCAACCGAUCUUGAACAAUGACUCUCUCCAGCACCUCCGUCGCUGCGGCCUCGGGCGUCGUCCUCGUCGGCGCUUAUCUGGUCGACCCUUCCUCGAUCCCUAUUGUCGCCGCCGGUGUUGCUGCCACCUGGGUCCGCCGCCUUCUGAAGAAGAGGGCCUCUCGAAUCCCCCCACUGGACCCCAAGGAAUACCGCAAGUUCACUUUGGUCGACAAGGUGAUCGCCAGCCCCAACACUGCCAUGUACAAGUUUGAGCUCCCCAACAAGGAUGAUAUCCUCAACUUGCCGAUCGGACAGCACAUGUCUAUCAUGGCCAACAUCAAUGGCAAGGAGAUCUCGCGCAGCUACACUCCUACCAGCGGCAGCGAUGACAUCGGACACUUUGUUCUCUGCAUCAAGUCAUACCCUCAAGGAAACAUCUCCAAGAUGUUCAGCGAACUUUCGAUCGGCGACACGAUCAACGCUCGUGGUCCCAAGGGCCAAUUCACCUACACGCCCAACAUGUGCCGUGCCAUUGGCAUGAUUGCUGGCGGUACUGGACUCACUCCUAUGCUUCAGAUCAUUCGUGCGAUUAUCAAGAACCCAGAGGACAAGACCCUCAUUAACCUGAUCUUUGCUAACGUCACCCAUGAGGAUAUCUUGUUGAAAGCCGAGCUUGAUCUUUUGUCGAAAAAGCACCCUCAAUUCAAGGUCUACUAUGUUCUGAACACCCCUCCAGAGGGAUGGACCGGCGGUGUUGGCUUUGUGAACGCGGACAUGAUCAAGGAGCACAUGCCCAAGCCUGCAAGCGACAUCAAGGUCUUGCUUUGCGGUCCCCCACCCAUGAUUUCGGCUAUGUCCAAGGUCACACAAGAUCUUGGAUAUGACAAAGUCAACGCUGUCUCCAAGCUUCCUGACCAGGUCUUCAAGUUUUAAGAGCGAAUGAACUGUAUAUGUAUACUAUAGAUAAAAGAAGAGAAAUACACAUUGAACAAUUGAACCUGC
Messenger RNA from Gamsiella multidivaricata, 1062 nucleotides. Its product is annotated as NADH-cytochrome b5 reductase 1. The coding region runs from base 97 to 993 and encodes 298 amino acids. The transcript has 5 exons. NCBI's taxonomy places the organism in Eukaryota, Fungi, Mortierellomycota, Mortierellomycetes, Mortierellales, Mortierellaceae. Gene Ontology annotation, molecular function: oxidoreductase activity. The record is from RefSeq and is a predicted model, not a curated record.